Molecule: messenger RNA, 6037 nt
Organism: Cynara cardunculus var. scolymus (artichoke)
Lineage: Eukaryota; Viridiplantae; Streptophyta; Magnoliopsida; Asterales; Asteraceae
Product: lysine-specific demethylase rbr-2
Exons: 33
Coding region: 160-5784 (1874 amino acids)
Biological process (GO): chromatin remodeling
Cellular component (GO): nucleus
Molecular function (GO): histone demethylase activity; DNA binding
Source: RefSeq, a predicted model, not a curated record
CACUCUCCGACUCACUCUCGAUUUUUGUUCUCAAGUCUCUCUUCGGUCUAAAAUUACUCAACCAGAAGCAUACAGAGAGAGAAAACGUAUUUGGCGUUCAACAAAGCAAAGUUGAUGCAGGUUGCUUAUUUUGAUUUUCAUGGUUUGAAGAUUGAUUAAAUGGGAAAAAGUAGACCUAGGGCUGCAGAGAAGAGGGUUUUAGGGCAGGGUUCAAUUGUUUUAACAUCAAGUUCAUCAUUAACUAUACCACCUGCACCUGUUUAUUACCCUACCGAAGAUGAAUUUAAGGACCCAUUGGCAUAUAUUUAUAAGAUCAGGCCAGAAGCUGAGUCAUAUGGGAUUUGUAAGAUCAUUCCUCCAGAGAGUUGGAAACCCCCUUUUGCCCUAGAUUUGGAUACGUUUUCGUUUCCCACAAAAACCCAGGCCAUUCAUCAGUUGCAAGCGAGGCCUCCGGCAUGCAAUUCAAAGACAUUUGAGUUGGAGUAUAAUAGGUUUUUGGAGGAGCAUUGUGGGAAAAAGGCUGUGAAGAAGAAGGUAGUUUUUGAAGGGAAGGAGUUGGAUCUGUGCAAGUUGUUUAAUGGGGUAAAGCGUUAUGGGGGUUAUGAUAAUGCUGUGAAGGAAAAGAAGUGGGGGGAAGUUUUUCGGUUUGUGAGGUCAGGCGGGAAGGUUUCCGAAUGUUCAAAGUAUGUGCUGUGUCAGUUAUAUAAAGAGCAUUUAUAUGAUUAUGAAAAUUAUUAUAGUAGGUUGGAUCGUGUGAAAGAGAAGAGCUGUAAGAGAGGAAUGCUAGCGGAGAAGAGAAGGGGACAGCAAAGUUGUAAGAGAAGUCGAACCAAUGAAGCAGGUGAGAAAGCUAAACCACGUAAGGUAGAGGAUGAAGAAUAUGAUCAGAUAUGUGAACAAUGCAGAAGUGGCUUGCAUGCAGAAGUGAUGCUUUUGUGUGAUAGGUGCAAUAAAGGAUGGCAUAUAUAUUGUUUGUCCCCACCUUUGAAACGGGUCCCACCUGGUAAUUGGUAUUGCUCGGAGUGCUUCAACUCUGAGAAGGAUAGCUUCGGUUUUGUGCCUGGUAAACAACUGUCCUUGGAAGCUUUUAGGCGUGUGGCUGAUAGAGCAAAGAAGAAAUGGUUUGGCUCAACAUCUGCCUCUAGGGUUCAAUUGGAAAAGAAGUUUUGGGAAAUAGUGGAGGGAUCUGUCGGUGAAGUUGAAGUUAUCUAUGGCAGCGACUUGGAUACUUCUGUCUAUGGUAGUGGCUUUCCCCGUCUAGACAAUCAAAGACCAUCAUCUAUAGAUGUCAAUGGAUGGGAUGAAUACUGUGCUAGCCCAUGGAAUCUUAACAACUUGCCCAAAUUGCAAGGGUCGAUGCUCCGUGCUGUCCAUCAUAACAUUGCUGGCGUUAUGGUGCCCUGGCUUUACAUUGGGAUGCUAUUUUCAUCGUUCUGUUGGCACUUUGAAGACCAUUGCUUCUAUUCAAUGAAUUAUCACCACUGGGGAGAACCCAAAUGUUGGUACAGCGUCCCUGGUAGUGAAGCCAGUGCUUUUGAGAAGGUAAUGCGGAACAGCCUUCCUGAUUUGUUUGAUGCUCAACCUGACUUGCUCUUUCAGCUGGUCACAAUGCUCAAUCCAUCUGUCCUGCAAGAACAUAAUGUUCCAGUUUACAGUGUGUUACAGGAACCUGGCAACUUUGUUAUUACCUUCCCUAGAUCUUAUCAUGGAGGUUUCAACUUCGGCUUAAAUUGUGCAGAAGCCGUAAAUUUUGCUCCGGCUGAUUGGUUACCUUACGGUGGUUUUGGAGCAGAACUUUAUCAGCACUAUCGCAAAGCUGCGGUCUUGUCUCAUGAAGAGCUGCUUUGUGUGGUUGCGAAGAAUGAUUUUGAUGCCAAUGCGUUACCAUACUUGAAGAAUGAGUUGCUUCGCAUAUACAAUAAAGAAAAGAGUUGGAGAGAACGGCUUUGGAAGAAUGGUAUUAUUAGUUCUUCACUCAUGGCUCCUCGAGAGCAGCCAAACUAUGUUGGUGUUGAAGAGGAUGCGACUUGCAUCAUAUGUCAGCAGUUCUUGUAUCUUUCAGCUGUUGGUUGCAGCUGCAGACCUUCUGCUUUUGUUUGUCUAGAGCAUUGGGAAAACCUGUGUGAAUGCAAGCCCCGCAAACGACAUUUUCUUUAUCGCCACACACUUGCAGAAUUAAAUGAUUUGGUCAUUAUGAUGGACAAGCAUAGUUCUGAGGACACAAUCCAAAAGAGGAACACAAGAAAGCAUUUGACGUGUACCAAUGAGUUACCCUCUUUAUCGAAGAAGAUUAAAGGUGGCCAUAUGACAAUUGCGCAACUUGCUGAAGAAUGGCUCUUGAGGUCUUGUAAAAUUCUUCAGAUGCCAUAUUCAAAUGAUGCUUAUGCCAGUGCCUUGAAAGAAGCGGAACAGUUCCUUUGGGCUGGUUCUGAAAUGGAUCCAGUGCGAGAACUGGCUAAAAAUUUGGCUGAAGCUCAGAAUUGGGCAGAAGGCGUAAGAGAUUGUCUUUCAAAAAUCGAAUUGUGGGGAUCUCACCAUAACUCUGAAGUGGAGAGAGUAAAGAUGGAAGACGUGAACACUUUGCUUAAUGCCAACCCUGUGCCUUGUAAUGAACCUGGGCAUCUGAAGUUAAAGGGUUAUGAAGAAGAAGCAAGGGAGCUGAUUCAAGAAAUAUGUUCUGCUCUUUCAACAAGCUCCAAUGUCUCUAUUGUGGAUUUGGAAACCUUGUGCUCUAAAGCUCGUGAGUCUGCUAUAUAUGUACAAGAAAGCGAGAGAUUAUUGACCAAGCUGUCAGCUGUGAAGCUAUGGCUACACACUGUAAGAAAUUGCAUAUCAGAGAAAUCUCCUGGGGUGAUCGAGGUUGAUAUCCUCAAUAGCUUGAAGUCAGAGAUUGUAGAACUUCAACUUCAACUUCCUGAAGUCCCAAUGUUUUUGGAUUUUGUAAGGCAAGUUGAAUUAUGUCAGUCUCGAUCUACUGAGAUAUUGAGAGGUUCUAUAACUUUAAAGAACCUUGAAGUACUUAUCCAAGAAUAUGAUGGUUUUACUGUUGAUGUUCCGGAGUUAACACUUUUGAGGCAAUAUCAGCAUGAUGCCUUUGACUGGAUUUCACGCUAUAAUGAUGUUGUGAAGAAUAUUCAUGAGCGGGAGGAUCAAGAAAACGUUGUUGAUGAGUUGAUCUGCCUUGAGAAAGAUGGAUCAUUGUUGAAAGUUCAAUGUCUGCUCUAUUCCUAUUCACCUAUUUUUCAUUUCAAUCAUAUUACAGAUAUAACUGUUGUAUUUGUGUACACUUCCAAGUAUAUGGUCAUUUUAAUUGCUUUAUUUUGUGAUGUAGUUGAUGAGUUGCUUCUCGUUGAUGUCGAGUUAAAGAAGGCUUCUUGCAGGGUAGAAGCUUGGAAGGUGCUGAGUGGUAAAAUGCCUUUGGACUCUAUUCAGCAAGUAAUGGCUAUGGCCAUCAAACUACAAAUUGACAACGAGAAGGUGUUCAAGAAAAUUUCUGAUGUACUUGCUCAAGCUGUGCGUUUGGAAGAAAAAGCAAAACAUAUUCUUGCUUGUGAGGUUCAGAUGUCUGAUUUUGAGGAUGUUGUAAGGAUGUCAGAAGACCUUUGUGCACUUUUACCUUCUCUUGAUGGUGUCAAGGGAGCUUUGUCUAUGGCGAAGUCCUGGUUGAUUAAGUCCAAACCAUAUUUAGUUUCCGAUCUCUCUAUAUCGUCAGUUGGAAAUGCUUUGCUUAAAGUUGAUGACCUGAAGGAGUUGGUUUCGGAAUCAAAGUUACUGAAGAUAUAUUUGAAAGAGCGGUCUUUGCUUGAAAAUGUUUUACAUAAUUACAUGGAGUUGGAGCAUAAUGCCUGUUCUGCGCUGCAUGAUGCAGAGUCACUGCUGAAUAUUCUUGAUGUCAGUGAGAUGUCCUCUGAUCUAAUCUCCAAGAUUGAAGAUCAGGUUGCUAAGAUGGAGUCCAUAAUGAAGGCGGAGUUAUCACUUCGUUUUGACUUCCUUGUGAUUCCAAAGCUACGAGAAACUUGUGCGAUUCUCCAUUGGUGCUUUAAGGCCCUUACUUUCAGGGCUGUUGAUCCCACACUAAAGGAAGUUGAAAUGUUAUUGGAGGAUGCAGGACAUCAUCAUGUUAUAUAUACAUCUCGUCCUUUCUGGAGGUCAUUGGUUGACGGGAUUAAUUGGCUUAAGAAAGCUGUUGAGAUCCUGGACCCAUGCAGCCUUAAAAGAUUUGAUCUGAGUGAUGUUGAAGAAACUCUGAGACAAUCUAAGAUAAUUAAAAUAUCCUUUCCGUUGAUUGUUGACCGAUUAGUUGAUGCUAUCAAGAGACACAAUGUAUGGGUGGACGAAGUGAAAGCAUUUUUCACCUGCAGUACUGGAGAUCGGUCAUGGUCUUUGUUAUUGCAGCUCGAGAGUCUUGGCAGCACCAAUGCUUUUAAUUGCAUGGAAAUGGACAUGGUUGUAUCUGAAGUUCAGAGGGUUAGAGAAUGGAAGCAGAGAGGCGGAGACAUUGUUGGGGUUAAAGCUGGUGAUGAUAAUCUGCUACUCAAUGCUCUAUCUCGGAUCAUAGAUGCUCUAGACAGAUCUUUGUAUGUAUAUAACAAGCCUGAUGGCUGUAACCGAAGAAGUUUAGAAUGUAUGUUAUGCUCAAAUGAGGCUCAGGAUCAGGAACUCUUGACUUGUUCUGUGUGCAUGGAAUGCUACCAUAGGCAGUGCAUAAAACCAACUUCCAGUGGUACAAGUCAUGCAGCAGCUUACAUAUGUCCUUACUGUCAUAUCAUUGAGAGCGGCAAAGUCUCACGGCUGAAAAUUGAUGCAAAACGUCCUGAGUUGGAUAAGUUUAUGGAGCUUCUUUCUGAUGCUGAUAAUCUAUGUCUCGAUAUUGAAGAAAAGGCCAUAAUACGUCAAAUUGUUGAGAAAGCUCUGGCAUACAAAGCUUGCUUGACUGGAAUUGUUGAAUUUUCCUUGAGUUCGCUUGGCGAAGACCCAAGCAUGGUUAUUUGGAAACUAUCCACUGCUUUAAAGGCAGUAGAAGUGGCUGGGGUCUAUGAUCGCCAAUGUAAUUGCAAAUUUGAGCUUGCAUUAGCUCGAAAUUCAUGGAGAGUUCGAGCAUCUAAGUUAUUAAAAGCUUCGCAAAAGCCAUCAAUCCACCAGAUUCAGCGGCUACUGAAAGAGGGUCUCACUAUAAGUGUUCCUACAGAAGACUAUUUCUGGCAUAGACUUACGACAAUAAAGCACAUUGGUUUGCAAUGGGCAACGAAGGCCAAAAAGGUUUCGGCGGAUUCUGGUGCACUUGAAUUGCAUAAAGUUUUUGAACUGAUAGCGGAAGGCGAAAGUUUUCCUGUGCACUUCGAAAAGGAACUCAAGUUACUGCGAGAACGUAGUAUGCUUUACUGCAUUUGUAGGAAGCCAUAUGAUCAGAGACCAAUGAUUGCUUGUGAUAAAUGUGACGAAUGGUAUCACUUUGAUUGUAUCAAAUUGUCUUCGGCACCAAAGAGUUACAUUUGCCCUGCAUGUAAGGUCGAUACAGCAAACGAGGAUAAAUGUACUUCAUCAUCAAUUGAACAAGAAAGGUCAAAUGGGGAAUGCGAAGAGCCUCAAACGCCAUCUCCGAGACCAGUGGAGUUGAGAAGGGAAGCAGAGAGAUCAAAGAUGGCGGAAAGCAAUGAUAUUAGCCGAAGGCGAUGCAGUGGUAUUGAACGCCUCUUAUGGAGAAACCGAAAGCCUUUUAGAAGAGCGGCUAAAAAACGUGUAGAGCUCGAGAUUUUUUCUCCAUUUUUUCAUGUACAUGAAUGAAAUGUUAAAAGAGAGGUGGAUUAAAUGGGAAUUUGAUCAUUUAAUUCAUAUUCAAUUUAUUCUUAGGUUUUAGUUUUAUGUAUUAGCCUUUUCUUCUUCUUUUCUUUUGAUGACAAACUGUAUUUUGUCAUCUCAUAGUUAUCAUAACUCUUUGGUUUAGUUGUAAUGUUGAACCUUUUUGUUUUUACCCAACACAAAACAUUCUUGAAGGCCUCUUCUAUCUAUAGUUGAUAAUUUAUAAAGCUUAGGGACC